AUGGCCAAAGAGAAACCGAAUCAUCUUCUCACCUCCGAUGGAGAUGUAGGUGUUGAUGAAGAUAGAGAUGGAGUGUUAGUAGACGACGCUCACAACGAGCCGACGUUAGUAAUAGUGAUUCUGCUCCGGGAGAUGAUAAGCCUCCCGACCGCAGGCUCAGUUAACGUUCUGUUGAGACAAGCGUUGCACGCAGAUGAUCGGUCUCUUCUACUUGAUUGCUUGUAUAAUAGAGAUGAACAGGUGAUUGGUAACUCGGUUGCUAAGUUGAAUUCAGCUGAAGUACUCGAGCUUCUAAACUAUCUUCUGCCAAUACUACAAUCAAGGGGUGCGGUUUUAGCUUGUGCGGUUCCGUGGAUAAAGUGUCUGUUACUUACUCAUUCCAGUGGGAUUAUGUCUCAAGAGUCAUCUUUGCUCGCAUUAAACUCCAUGUAUCAGCUCAUUGAAUCACGAGUGUCUACUCUUCACACAGCUGUAGAAGUUUCAAGCUGCUUGGACUUGAUUGUGGAUGAAGAAGAAGAAGAAGAGGAUGCAGGUCCCGUGAUCUAUGAGGCCAAGGACCGUGAUGAAGAAGAAGGGGGAGGAACAGAGGAAGCAAUGGAGACAGAUGAAGAAGCAGACGAAUCAGCUGAUGGUGUCAAUGAUUUUGAAGAUUUUGAUGACAUGAGCGACUGA
Molecule: messenger RNA, 672 nt
Organism: Brassica napus (rape)
Lineage: Eukaryota; Viridiplantae; Streptophyta; Magnoliopsida; Brassicales; Brassicaceae
Product: WD repeat-containing protein 43-like
Exons: 7
Coding region: 1-672 (223 amino acids)
Biological process (GO): maturation of SSU-rRNA from tricistronic rRNA transcript (SSU-rRNA, 5.8S rRNA, LSU-rRNA)
Cellular component (GO): nucleolus
Source: RefSeq, a predicted model, not a curated record